AUGGACGUUCUUCUGUUUGAUCCGACUUUGUCAACAUCCACCGACAGCUUGUACGUUGCAAGCAAUCAUCUUGGGUUCCGGCACCUACUCUUUGCCAAUUCUUCAGAAAGUUGCGGAAUUCAACAAGAGGUAGGCCUCUGGUGGAAGGCAGUGAAACUGGAAAGCCUUGGCAGCCUCAUCCGGUUCCAUAGUGAUGUAAGUAUUCGCAAGCCACAUCGAGUCUCAACAAGUAUGCUUACUUUGGAACGUGAAGGGUUUAAAACUGCGCGAUCUUACCGGUAUUGA
Colletotrichum orchidophilum is the source of this 285-nucleotide messenger RNA. RefSeq lists its product as uncharacterized. NCBI's taxonomy places the organism in Eukaryota, Fungi, Ascomycota, Sordariomycetes, Glomerellales, Glomerellaceae. Bases 1 to 285 code for a protein of 94 amino acids. The transcript has a single exon. The record is from RefSeq and is a predicted model, not a curated record.